This is a messenger RNA of Cavenderia fasciculata, 912 nucleotides long. RefSeq lists its product as uncharacterized. Lineage: Eukaryota; Evosea; Eumycetozoa; Acytosteliales; Cavenderiaceae. The transcript is spliced from 2 exons. Bases 1 to 912 code for a protein of 303 amino acids. The record is from RefSeq and is a predicted model, not a curated record.
AUGAGCGGACAAAGAAUAUUAGUAACAGGAGCCACAGGGUUCUUGGGCAAGUCAAUUUCAAAGUCAUUUGCAAACAGAGGACAUCAAGUAUUCAAGAUGGUGAGAACACCACCAAAGAGUGACAAUGAAAUAUCGUGGAAUCCUGCUACCAACCAAAUCGACACCAAGACUCUCAACGACGUGUCUCCCAAUGUUGUCAUUCAUCUGGCUGGUGAGAAUAUCGUCGGUCUGUGGACUGAAGAUAAGAAAAAGAGAAUAUUUGAAAGUAGAAAAAAGGGUACUGAACUAUUGGCCAAUGCUCUAAACAAGAUUGAUAAUCCUCCUGGUGUAUUUAUUGGUGCAUCUGGAUGUUCAUAUUAUGGUGAUAAAUUGGCACAACCAACUGAUGAAUCUGCACCAAAGGGAACUGGAUUCUUUCAAGAUUUGGUUCAAGUAUGGGAAUCUAGUUGUGACCCAUUAAGAAAUAAUGGAAAAACUAGAGUAUCACAUAUGCGUUUGGGUUUAGUGAUGGAUAGUGAUGGAGGGUUCUUGCAACAGGUUAAGCUCCCAUUCUCACUUGGUUUGGGUGGUAGAAUUGGAAGUGGAAAUCAAUACUUUCCAUGGAUCAGUUUAAAAGAGGUAAAGAAUAUAGUUAGAUUCUUGAUGGAGAAUGAUCAAUGUUCAGGUGCAUUCAAUGCAACCAGUCCACAACUAAUCACCAACUUGGAAUUAACACGUGCCAUUGGUAAGGUGUUGAAUCGUCCAACCAUAUUUCCAUUACCCGAACUACUCCUAAACACCAUCCUCGGCAAGGAAAUGUCAUCUGCCACCUUUUUAGCCGAUCAACCAAUCGUACCAACUAGACUACAAAAGGCUGGUUAUCAAUUCAUUGAUAGUUCAAUUGAAAAGGUUUUAGAAAGAGAAUUAAAGUAA